Apus apus (common swift) is the source of this 2929-nucleotide messenger RNA. RefSeq names its product proteolipid protein 1 (gene PLP1). The coding region runs from base 144 to 977 and encodes 277 amino acids. Gene Ontology annotation, cellular component: plasma membrane; myelin sheath. The record is from RefSeq and is a predicted model, not a curated record. The transcript is spliced from 7 exons. Gene Ontology annotation, molecular function: structural constituent of myelin sheath. Lineage: Eukaryota; Metazoa; Chordata; Aves; Apodiformes; Apodidae. Gene Ontology annotation, biological process: central nervous system myelination; axon development.
CCCUUUUCUUUGCUGGAGAGCGGGACAGGCACCCAGAGGGGGAAAUACAGGGCGAGGUGAGGGACGGCCAGGCAGGCGAGGGCUCCGGCAGACAGCACCAAAGCAGCCGAGGGGGCGGUCGGGGGAGUUGACCAAGUCCAACAAUGGGUCUGCUCGAGUGCUGUGCCAGAUGUCUCAUCGGGGCACCCUUUGCUUCGCUGGUUGCUACUGGCUUGUGCUUCUUUGGGGUAGCGCUGUUUUGUGGCUGUGGGCACGAGGCCCUCACAGGCACAGAGCAGCUCAUUGAGACCUACUUCUCCAAAAACUACCAGGACUACGAGUAUCUUAUUGACGUCAUCCACGCUUUUCAGUACUUCAUCUAUGGCACGGCCUCCUUCUUCUUCCUCUACGGAGCCCUGCUGCUGGCCGAAGGCUUCUACACCACCGGCGCCGUCCGGCAAAUCUUCGGGGACUACAAGACCACCAUCUGCGGCAGGGGCCUCAGCGCAACGGUAACUGGGGGCCCGAAAGGGAGGGGAGCGCGAGGCCCCCAGCGAGCUCACUCGUUGCAGCGAGUGUGUCAUUGUUUGGGAAAGUGGCUAGGACAUCCUGACAAGUUUGUGGGCAUUACUUAUGUCCUGACCAUCAUCUGGCUCCUGGUCUUCGCCUGCUCCGCGGUGCCCGUCUACAUCUACUUUAACACUUGGACCACCUGCCAGUCCAUUGCCAACCCCAGCAAGACCUCGGCCAGCAUCGGCACCCUGUGUGCGGAUGCCAGGAUGUACGGUGUGCUGCCCUGGAAUGCUUUCCCCGGCAAGGUGUGUGGCUCCAACCUGCUCUCCAUCUGCAAGACCAGUGAGUUCCAGAUGACUUUCCAUCUCUUCAUUGCGGCCUUUGUGGGGGCGGCUGCCACGCUGGUCUCACUGCUCACGUUCAUCAUCGCCGCCACCUACAACUUUGCUGUCCUCAAGCUGAUGGGCCGAGGCACCAAGUUCUAGCCCACGGUGGAGCCCAGGCAGACCAAAUGCCCUUCUUUUCUCUAACCCCGAGGCUUUAACACUGCAGCCACUUGACACCAGUUCUCCUGCAUUAACUCUGCCUUCGUCGCUGACUCCCCUCUUCUUCCUGCCUCGCAUCCAUCGUGCUGAGCAUGACCAGGAAGGAGAGCUUUCCACCAAUGGACACCUCUUCAUGCACUUUUCUCUCUCUGCUCAUCCAUAACCAGUUUGAUCUAGGGCCAAGCCCUUCAAAACCAGCCAGAGAAAAGGAGGGACUUACUCCAAUGUCCCAGUGUUGCCUAGGGAUGAGCAAAGGCCUUCAUGCUCUUGGGAGGAGGAAAUCCAUAUAGGUUGCUCCGUGAGUAGCAAGAGGCUACCUAGAGAGAAAAGGAAGUUGGCCUAGUCCUGGUACCAUUGCUAGAGACUCUCCUGGAGCUGUCUGCUAUCACCACCCAUGGAUGGAGAAUAAAAGAAGGAUUCUUUUUUUUUUUUUUUUCCUUUAGCAAAGAAAGAUGAAUUUACCCCAAAUUGCCUGCUGUGGCCAAGGCAAAGGGAGUUCAGGGCAAGGAUCUUCCGACUGCGGAGAAGAGAGUGCUGACCCCAAUGCUCAUAAAGCCCUAACCCAGCUGUCCCUAUUAAAGCCUAAAGGAGUUUGGUGUCUCUGUAGACAAGGGGGACUCUUGGCUUUACCCUCCAGGCAGCAGAGAGGCGGCAGAUAGGUCUGACAGAGAGGUGACACCCCUCUCUGCUCCAUGCCCCGGGAGCAUAAAGCCAGAGCCAUCCCUCUGCAGGCAGGGAUGACCCUCUGGACUGCGCCGCUCCCGCCGCGCUUGCUGCGCCCUCCUGUCCCUUCACAAUGGUGCUCUUCUCUGGGGUGACAUCUGCUUCUCUAACCUCCGCUGCGGCGGAGACCUCGGUUUGUUUCUCACCAAUGUCAAACAUAACUUGCCCCUCAUUCUGUCCCCUGCUCCUUUUGUCCCUCACGUUUCUCCCCCCCCCAUGUUUCCUGCAAGUCAGGAUGACUGUCUUGUGUCUGCCGGGGUGGGAGGGACUGGCAGCAUCUCACUUCCAGCUGAAACCCAUGAAGCAGUUGAAGAGGGAAGGAAAGGCAGCGGUUUGGGGGUCACAGAGCAGAAACACAGCCUGUGUCUGCAAACCAGAUCCUUUCUGGUGCCAAUUCAGUCUUUUCCCAUGGAGGGGGGCAGUGAGGCAAGGGGUUUGGUGGAGAUGACCUCUCCCCCAUGAUCACUCUCCAUGGCUGGGUAUCAUGGGUCCAGCCAGACCUGCCAAAAUGCUGUUUCCAGUCCUCCCUGCCAGUUGGUAUUUCGUUUUGCUCUUUCCUGCCUCUCCUUAACACUAAUCUUGGUGUUUAUUUAUUGGAGAAACUACUUUCAGUGGCAGACUGUAGCUCCAUCUUGCAUGGAUUUUAUUUUUUCUUGUCUGUAUUAUUAUGAUUUUUUUUUAAGUGCCAGUUUCAGCAGGGGCAAGGAUAAAGGAGCAGAUCUGCUGAGCAGAGCAUUUGAAGGAUCCUUGCCACCAGGAAUGCUGAAAUAGGUUGGCCAGGCUACGAACGCACAUGGGCUGGGGUGGGGGGAGAUGGCAGGAGGGACAGCAGGGUGGGGAGAAACCAGUCAAGAUCUGGAAAUUCACAUCAACACUAUCUCUCUUGGGGUUUUGCUGGGGGUUUUUUGUAUCCAUUUAACAAAAAGUAACCAGAUCCUCCUUCCCACUAUUAUCCCCAGACCCCAAACACACACACAUGGACACAUGUGCACACACACACACACAAAAAGAGAGUUAAUAAACUGAAAGUGUUUCCUUCAUUUCUGAUCUAGAAUUUCAACUUGUUAACAAGCAAUAAAAAGGAGCAAGUUUUUAGAGACUUAUCUUACAAGAUGUAUUUUAUAAAAAUUAAAGAAAAUAAAUUAAAAUUAAGAACAUUCUGAACAAGA